UUUAAUUCCAUCCGCCACCAGAAAAAUAGGGAAAGAAAAGUCAAACAACAUACAAAAUAGACAUAUGCCAUGUCAUUUUUCUGCCAAAAACUAUUUUAUUUUUCACUUUAUAGACACAAUUUUCUAUAAAAUAUAUCAAACCAAGUGCUAACCAAUUGAAAAUGCCAUCGAAAAAGAAAAAAUACAAUGCUCGAUUUCCGGCGGGAAGAAUAAAAAAGAUAAUGCAGAGUGACGAGGAAAUUGGAAAAGUGGCGCAAGCAGUUCCAGUUAUAAUCUCUAGAACAUUGGAGCUCUUUGUGGAAUCAUUGCUAACGAAGACAUUAAAAAUUACCAAUUCACGCAAUGCCAAAACACUAUCACCCUCCCACAUGAAACAAUGCAUUAUGGCUGAAAAUCGCUUUGAUUUUCUGCGUGAACUAGUAAAAAAUAUCCCAGACAUAAGUGUAGCCGAAGAAGCAGUAAGCAAUGAUAGCUCACCAGAAGCCACUACAAUCGAUCCAUCGGAUAUGCCGUAUGAUUUAAGUAUGCCAUCCACAAGCAACUGCAACGCGGCCGCCGAGAUAAUACAAAAAAUACACCCAACCAAUGGCGGUGGAGGCGCUUCGUGUGUAAUACGAAAUAAUGGGGUAACAAGAAGUUGUGGAACAACAGUGGUGGCAAAUACGUUCAAAUCAACUCCGCCAGGGUUAAAUAAUAAUUGUACUGCCUCUGAAGAGAACCGAGAUAAGUUGAAACGCCAAUGGGAUGCUAUUGGGCGUAGUAUUAGUCAAAUACAAGACAAACAACCUGUAAGCACGCCACCAAAACUCCAUCGAACAGAUUCAGCUCCAGCAGCAAUAGCACGAGCCCAACAACAAUUUUCAACAACAAAAACAUCAGUAAAAGUCCAGCAAAAUCAACAACAACAGGAACAAGAACAUCACGACCAACCAAAUCAACAAACUCUACCAACAGAUCUCCGCCGUCUAAGACACCAAGCUAAAUCUGUACCAGGAAAUAAUUGUACAGAUACGACAGCACCAACAACCAAAGCAGAGUCGUACAUAAAUCAAACAAACAAACCGGUCAUCCCUGCGCCCAUUGUCAGCAUCGACUUCUGCAAUAAGCCAGUUAUUAAAAUAGAUUAUAGUAAUUUAGCUUUACAUACCAACAUUUCAGACACUAAUUAUUCAGAGUCACUAUCUUCUUCAUCGUCCUCACCGACCGUAGAACAACCUAAUAAGAGUGUUAUUGAUAAAGCACUAGCCAAGCUUCAAACGCCGACCAUAACAGCACCUGAGAGUCCAGUCAUAAAUAUAGAUCUUUCCAAUAUAGUAACAAGUGGAACGUUCACAACGUCUACACUACCCAGUGUAAUAAGUCCGGUUUCAUUACCAACAACGUCACCAAUUGCAGCAUCAGCAGCAGUCACAACAAAUAAAAACUCAUAUUUAGAAUUGGACGAAGAUUAUGACAAUAUUUAAAGAUAAGUUCAUGAAAAAUUUUAAAUUAAAUAAAUAAAAAAACGAAAAACUUAAAAUGAUGCAUAAUCAUUAUUUUUCAUAAAAAUAAUUAAUUAUAUUAUUGUAAUUAAAAGAAAUUAAGAAAUUAAAGUAAAAAAAAAAACAAAAGAAAAAAAAAAGAGCCUUGUAAAAAUGUUCGAUGAAACAAUAAUUGAAAGUUGUUGUUAAGAUCGUUUAAAACAAAUAAAGAAAUAGAAAUUAAA
This is a messenger RNA of Eupeodes corollae, 1705 nucleotides long. It is a transcript of the gene NC2alpha, whose product is annotated as mucin-1. The transcript is spliced from 3 exons. The record is from RefSeq and is a predicted model, not a curated record. Gene Ontology annotation, biological process: transcription by RNA polymerase II; negative regulation of transcription by RNA polymerase II; positive regulation of transcription by RNA polymerase II. Lineage: Eukaryota; Metazoa; Arthropoda; Insecta; Diptera; Syrphidae. Gene Ontology annotation, cellular component: negative cofactor 2 complex; nucleus. Gene Ontology annotation, molecular function: protein heterodimerization activity; transcription corepressor activity; RNA polymerase II general transcription initiation factor activity. Bases 162 to 1463 code for a protein of 433 amino acids.